GACGUCCCCAUCAGCGAGCAGCUGAUCCGGUCGGCGUUCCAGUGCGCGCAGGUGGUGGCGGGCGACCUGCUGGGCUGCGCGGGCCCGCGCUGCCUGCGCCGCGUGCUCGCCGCCGCCGCCGCCUUCGCCUCGCAGACCAAGGAGCUCAACAUCAGCCUCACCGCAGUGGGACUCAUGUGGAACAUAUCGGAUUACCUUUAUCACAAUCGAGAUAAGCUGGUGACGGCGUUGGCGAAGGACCAGGCUGUCACUCCGGAAGUACCAAACCAUUCUGAACUACCGCCGCUUGACAAACUAUGGAUGUGCCUCUACAUAAGACUGAGUGAGUGUUAAUAAUAUGUGGUUACCCAACUAACACCUUCGAAAUUUAGUUUAUUUUAUGACACCCAUAUCAUAUCACAAUAUCAAAUCAAAGAAAGUAAUAUUUAUAUCAGAAAUAAAAUAAACAAUUAUACGGAUUAGUGUGUUCGUAUGCGUUCCGGGGCAAUCGAGAAAUUUAACGACUUGGAAAUCAAUAUAUUCAUAAUUUAGUAUUAACGUUACAAAGUUAAAAGGUAAAGCCUUUUUAUAAUAUUACAAGUUUUGAUUGUUAGUUUUGCAUAGAACAGACUCUGAAGCCACUGGACCUAUUUUUUUUUUCAUCUACGGGCUAUAAUUUACCCGGGCUAAAUCCCGGGAAAUCGGAUAGUUAUUAAUAUAGACCUUUUUUAUUUCAUCUGUUUUUACGUUACGUGCAGGUGAGUUGUGUACGGAACCCCGUGCGCCAGUUCGCCGCGCCGCUAGUCAGACACUGUUCAGUUGUAUAGGCGCCCAUGGAACCCUACUCAGCAAACCGGCGUGGAGAGCACUGAUGAGCGUCCUCUUCCCAAUGUUGGGAGAGGUUCAAAAGCAAUCGAAUAUCGCAAGCUCAGAGAAAGUAGACACAGGCGAACAUAUACUGAUACACCACACUAGAAAUACAGCGCAGAAGCAAUGGGCAGAAACACAGGUGUUGACGUUGUCAGGGGUCUCGCGCGUGUUUCAUUCGCGGUUCCAGCUGUUGACGACGGUGGGUGACUUCAACAGAUCUUGGGCGGCCCUACUCGACUACAUCACUGACUUCGCGCUAACGAGGAGUCACGAGGUGUCUGUGGCGGCGUUGAAGUCAUUCCAAGAGGUGGUGAGCGCGGCGGGGCGGUGGGCGGAGGGCGCGGAGAGCGGCAGCGCCCUCUACCGGCGCGUGUGGGCGCACGCCUGGGCCGCCUGGGGGAACGUCGCCGCCCACGCGCCCCACGCGUCCCACGCACGCCACGCCCCCGGUAACUAUACGGACUCUAGCAUUGACGACGGUCAGUAUCGGAAACUGAGUGAAAAUAUAAUACAUACGAAGAUCUGUUCUGAGAAACCAAGUUAAAAUCGACGAUUUUAAUGAAUAUGUGGGGAA
Molecule: messenger RNA, 1423 nt
Organism: Diatraea saccharalis (sugarcane borer)
Lineage: Eukaryota; Metazoa; Arthropoda; Insecta; Lepidoptera; Crambidae
Source: the annotation of a GenBank genome assembly